AGUAGAUUUAUUAAAGAUCAAAGAUUCAUUGCUUAGUGACCUUUAUAUCUAUUAACAUAAUGUUAACCUUUGCCUGCAAUGAAAAGUAAUCAGUUGAUACAUAUUCGUAAAGUCAUUUUUUAAUUUAACUUUACGAAACGUUGCAACAAUAGUUUCGUUAAUUUAGUUGGCAGCGCAUAUUUUUGCGCUUUGAAAGAAAAAUUUCUAAUUCGAUCAGAUAUUCUUAUUUAUAUUGAAUGACAAUAUAUUAUUCAACAUAUUCAAAUUAUAGAUUAAUUAUAUUGUAUUGUGAUUAUUAUCGUGAAAUAUGGAUAACGUGACAGGAAUAAUACAUGCCAUGUAUCGAGGAUUUGUAGAUAGUUUGAGAGGAGCUAUUGUCUUAUUUUAUAUGGACAAACGAAUUAAUGAAAAAUUAUCUAAACCACCCUUAAAUAAAACAGAAAGUCAUGGAAAAGACAUAGCAGUCAUACCUCAUCCUCCAAAGCAUUUUAAUCAUUUAAGAGAAUCAAAAGUGUUAAAAAGAACAAUUCAAUGUUGUGCUUUAAAUGGUGGUGUAUUUUGGGUCAGCAUAUUAAUUUUUGAAUGUGGUUUACUUCCAUUUCUCAAGUACUUAUUGACCAUUAUAUUUGGUCAUUCACCGGGUAUGGGUAUGACUGUGUGGUCUUGGAUGAAACCAUUUCUGUCAUUAACUUUUGGCACUGUAUGGGUACUACCACUAUUUGUGCUCAGUAGGAUAGUCAACAGUUUAUGGUUUCAGGACAUAGCGGACAGUGCUUAUAGGUAUAGGCAAGGAAGGCCAUUACUUUUAUCUAGUGUGAGCAAGCUCGUAGCAGACACGCUUUUCAGUAUAUUGGUUCAAGCAUUAUUUUUGGGUCAAGGAAUGUUGGUAUCCAGGAUUCCAUUACCUCUUGUAGGUGACAUUCUUGCCCUUAUACAUAUGUGCCUUUUAUAUGCUCUCUAUGCUUUUGAAUACAAAUGGUUCAAUAUGGGUUGGGAGCUACAUAGACGAUUAAGUUUUAUUGAAAGUAAUUGGCCAUAUUUUGUGGGUUUUGGUCUGCCAUUAGCAGUACUUACCCAACUGCCCAGUUCGUAUGUAAUAAGUGGCUGUGUUUUUUCUAUAUUGUUCCCGUUAUUUAUUGUAAGUGGAAAUGAAGCAGUACCUGUGACUGGAGUAUGUGAUUGUCCUUUAAAAUUAUUUUCACCAGUAAUUGCUAUUGCAAAUACUCUUUUCAAUAAAACAAUUGGACCAACGAAUAGACGGUGACAUGAAAGAACAUAACAAACUUCUUUAAAAUACUAAAUAUAUAGCAAUAAACCGUCUUUUUCAGGUUUUCAUAUAAAUUUUAUUAAUUUUGAUGAAGUAUAUGCUUAAUUAAUUUUCUUGUGUUAAGUUUUAUAUAAUCAAAUUGAAAUGAAAAUUUUCAUUUUAUUCAUUUUCUAUAAUAUAAUUGAAAUUUAAGACAUAAUUUAUGUUUUAAUAGUGGUAUUUAUAAAAAUAGAUAAAUUCAUAGAUAUGCAAAAAUAAAUUACAAUAAAGAAAAGUAUUUGUAAAUGCAUUAUAUCUAAAUAAAACUUAUUGAAGAUACACACAGUAAAAAAUUUAUAAAUUUGGUAAUAUUUGAAAAGUUAGUUAUAGAUGUUCUUUAUUGUAUUGCAAGAAAUUAAAAUAACUUGAAAUUUUAUACAUUUUUAUUAUUACUAUUAAAACAUGAUAAAAAUAAUAUGCUUUAAUAAAAUAAUUGCGCAUAUAAAAAAAAUUCCUAAUACCUUUUAUAAAUUAUACAACUAAAAGAAA
Molecule: messenger RNA, 1795 nt
Organism: Apis cerana (Asiatic honeybee)
Lineage: Eukaryota; Metazoa; Arthropoda; Insecta; Hymenoptera; Apidae
Gene: tank
Product: EI24 domain-containing protein tank
Biological process (GO): macroautophagy
Cellular component (GO): endoplasmic reticulum
Source: RefSeq, a predicted model, not a curated record